AUGAGAAAGACGACUGAACAGAGUGGUUGCUAUCAGCCUGUAAACACACAAGGAAAUAAGCCCAGUUACCAAGGCUCAUGUCCAAAAAGCCCUGAAAAGGGGAUGAAAAGAYUGCAGAAGAGAUUUCUCCACAAGGAUGGCAGCUGCAAUGUGUACUUCAAACACAUCUUUGGGGAAUGGGAGAGCUACGUAGUAGACAUAUUUACCACAUUAGUGGACAUCAAGUGGCGCCAUAUGUUUGUGAUAUUCUCACUCUCCUAUGUUCUCUCUUGGCUGUUUUUUGGACUAGUCUUCUGGCUGAUAGCAAUCCAACAUGGAGAUUUAUUCGACGAUGAAGAAAUAACCCCCUGYGUUGCGAAUGUCCACAGCUUCACAGGGGCAUUCUUAUUCUCUCUUGAAACCCAAACGACCAUCGGUUACGGUUACCGCUGCGUUACGGAAGAGUGCUCUGUCGCCAUCCUCAUGGUUAUCCUCCAGUCAGUGUUAAGCUGCAUCAUCGACACGUUCAUAAUUGGAGCAGCCCUGGCUAAAAUGGCCACCGCUCGGAAAAGAGCUCAAACCAUUCGUUUCAGCUACUACGCGGUGGUAGGCUUGAGGGAUGACAAAUUUUGCCUCAUGUGGCGCAUUGGGGAUUUCCGCCCAAACCACAUGGUGGAGGGCUCCGUGCGGGCUCAAAUGCUGCGCUACCGGGAAGACAAGGAAGGCAGAAUGACCAUGGAAUACAAGGACCUGAAGCUGCUAAACGACCAAAUCAUACUUGUGACUCCCGUGACGGUUGUCCAUGAAAUCGACAGCGAGAGCCCCUUGUAUGGUCUCGACCGGAAAGCUCUGGCCAAGGAUAACUUUGAGAUCUUGGUUACGUUUGUCUACACAGGUGAUUCAACGGGGACCUCACAUCAGUCACGAAGCUCAUAUGUCCCCAGAGAGAUUCUUUGGGGCCACAGGUUUAACGACGUUUUGCACGUAAAGAAAAAAUACUAUAAAGUGGAUUGCUURCAGUUUGAAGAAACCACAGAGGUUUAUGCUCCUUACUGCAGUGCCAAACAACUAAAUCGUAAGGAGCAAGAAUGGAACAGAACUGAAAAUGCACAGGACAGAGAAAGAGAGACGCCAGCACUGGAGAUCAAGCCAUUUAGCACAAACCAAAAGUCAUUUAGUGCAGUUGCCCUGAUCACCAGUUGUCAAGAGCCAGAAGACCCAGUGGCAGCUGUCAAUGAGCCUUCUGGAGAAGUUUCUUAUCAGAAAGCAGCUGUGACCUUAAGYAGACUGUCACUGGAAUCCCAAAUCUAG
Messenger RNA from Nothoprocta perdicaria, 1290 nucleotides. It is a transcript of the gene KCNJ16, whose product is annotated as potassium voltage-gated channel subfamily J member 16. Gene Ontology annotation, biological process: regulation of monoatomic ion transmembrane transport; potassium ion import across plasma membrane. The record is from RefSeq and is a predicted model, not a curated record. NCBI's taxonomy places the organism in Eukaryota, Metazoa, Chordata, Aves, Tinamiformes, Tinamidae. Gene Ontology annotation, molecular function: inward rectifier potassium channel activity. Gene Ontology annotation, cellular component: plasma membrane. The transcript has a single exon. Bases 1 to 1290 code for a protein of 429 amino acids.